UACUACAGUAGACGAGAUCCUGAUCUGCGCGGUCUCUUGGCCUUCGGGGAGCACGUCAGGCGCUACUGUCUGGUCAGCCCGGAUGUGAUAAUGUCCGGCGCGCCAUCCUAUCAGCCUUUGUGGACGCCUGGUGGAUGUCAGGCGCAUCAGCAACGACGCAUUCCCGGUCAUUCUAGGGUGUCUCCACGCGGCCUCAUGUUCGUACGCCUGGCCAGUCUUCACACGACCCGACGGCGUCCAAAGCCUCAUGGAUCACCAUCCGUCCGCGGCUAGGCUGUUGGUGUAUCUCGGGCUGUCUACGCAGACAUGUAUGCACCAAUUACUCUCACGGGCCGCAUCACUACAAAAUGAAACCGAAAACUACGUGGAGCGCAUGCAAGCCAGGAAUGGUGCGCAAUGGCUUUCACAAUCCCCGUGCACGUCGGUCCCAUGCUGCGUGAUGUCCGGAGGUACCACUGUGAAAUGUCUCACUGACUACCGGUCGCCAAUAGAAGCCUGCGAAUAAGUGUCUCCCACGUCCGGCUCCGCUCAAUAAGUUCUGCGUGUGAGGAUGUGUCUCGACCAGGACACUAGAACCAUCACCACCCACAGUCCCAUCCUCUUUGAAAAGGCGCUCACAUGUCCUCUCUGACGGGUUCACGUUACGUUCGGUGGUGGUAUGUACACUAACGCUCUUGGCACACAGGUGCCGGCCGCUCCAAGGCACAAGAACAACGCCACUAGUACCACAAUACGAACUUCGAAUGCUAAGAUGGGCGGUACGCCCAAGGUAGCUCGGACGAGCAUGAUACAUCGGGAACUCUUCCCGGAACCGGUGGGGGCCGUUUUCCCAGACAAACGCGUCUCUCGUCGCUCUAUCUACACCGUCGUGAUGCAAACUCUGCACCGAGAGAGCAGAUCGCCCAAAGAGCUACAAUUGAAGGCGCCGGUGGAAAGUCCCCCCGCAAUGGCCGGGAACUGAAUUCGAGGGUCGCAGCGACGUAGAGUUCGUACUAUAUCUUGCGAACCUGUGUUGGACGUCCCAGCUUGGCUGGAGUGGUCUCAUCUGACCCACCCUCCAUCAUGCCACCACCUUUGUGCUGGUCGUCAAGCAUCAGAAUGGGCCAGAUUGUUGCCUCCAGAGGCCUUCCCCUUGUUACGUGCAAAGGCACACACCUGAGCACGAGCUACGGAAGGGGAGACGGUUGUCGGAACUGCCGGGAACGGCCGCGAUAUCUGAAAGCGUCAGUGGCCGUGCGAGGGGUGGAAGUGAAAGACCGAGCGAAACUGAGCAACACUUUG
Molecule: messenger RNA, 1281 nt
Organism: Dichomitus squalens LYAD-421 SS1
Lineage: Eukaryota; Fungi; Basidiomycota; Agaricomycetes; Polyporales; Polyporaceae
Exons: 5
Coding region: 91-273 (60 amino acids)
Source: RefSeq, a predicted model, not a curated record